UGAUCAAUAAUAAUCUCCUAAGGUUUGUGAGAGAAAAAUAAGAAAGUAAACAAUGCGGGGAACCUUGAAUGUAAGAUAUAAGUCUGAAUAAAUUCCGCACAGUCGUCUCUGAAGUUUCAUCCUUUGUGGGUAACAUUAAGUUAGAACUUGAAAAGUAAGGGAAAACUGUAGCUCUGAUUCCCAAAGAUAGGUUGAUAAGAUUCCGUUGUUAUGGAUGGAAAUCUGAAACCGUCUAAACCUGGGCUCCUGCAUCUGUUGGAUAAUUUAACAAACAGUUAAACUUGGACUGUGGUCAGAGUAGGAUGUGCUGAACUAUGACGUCACCGUUCCAAAGUUCGUUUAUCAACCCUAAUACAGGGUGUCCUGCAGGGUAUACAAGGGCUCCUCGAAGUACAGAAUCCUUUAGCGAAGAAACCGAGAAUGAACAUUUACGACAUCAGGAGGGUGUAAACCUAAUGGUAGAGCAGAAAGGAUUAAGCUAUGGAGAAUAUUUAAACCUGGAUAAAAUACUGGACGCUCAGGAGAUGCAAUCUUGUAAACAUGGUUAGUAGCUACAGUUCAACACAGAGUAAUUAGGAGACAUCGAAAGAAUUUAUAAAAUGACAUCUGGACAAUUUUCCAUUGGA
Molecule: messenger RNA, 626 nt
Organism: Eurytemora carolleeae
Lineage: Eukaryota; Metazoa; Arthropoda; Copepoda; Calanoida; Temoridae
Product: tryptophan 2,3-dioxygenase
Exons: 5
Coding region: 315-548 (77 amino acids)
Source: RefSeq, a predicted model, not a curated record